Soboliphyme baturini is the source of this 405-nucleotide messenger RNA. Lineage: Eukaryota; Metazoa; Nematoda; Enoplea; Dioctophymatida; Soboliphymatidae. The record is from the annotation of a GenBank genome assembly.
AUGGAAGAAACGCUGAAACAGGCCAGAAAGGCCUGUGAGGCAUGGAAACGGGAAGCUGAUGAUCAGCGACUUCGCGCUCAGCUGGCUGAGUUCGAGAAAUCGCAGGCAAUUAAGGAACGAGAUUCAGCUCUCACGCAACUUGCUUACGUACAACUGGAAAUGCAAAUGAUGCAGCUAGGCAACGUUUCUUCUGGCGGCAUCGACUUCAUGAACCACUAUCAGCUUGAACAACUCAAGCGAAAACUGUACUCAGAGAUAGAUAAGAUUGAAAAGCAGCUGCAGCAGAAUUCUGGCCCAAUGUGUGCUCGUUGUGGUCGACAUGUUAACGACAAGAUGUCCACCAAUGCUUGCAGUGUAUGCUGUCCAGGUGGCAAGACGAACGGUCAUUUUACGGCCGUUUCUUAA